AUGGGAGAGAAAGGGGAAAAUUCUAUGGUAAACAGCAGUCGGCCAUCGCUGGACUCACAGAUGGAAUUACUCGAUGUGGAUAUUUUGUCCAAGCACCCUCACCACACUACACCACACAAGCCAUCGCCAGAUACGACAGAUAGACAACGUUGCAAAGCUCGCAAUACUACCCCCAACGUCAUACGAGGACACGAAAUUCAGAAAGUUGACCUUGAGACGCCAGCCGCAAAACCUGAAAGUCGAUAUCCAAAAGCUAGUGUAUGCUAG
Molecule: messenger RNA, 267 nt
Organism: Botrytis fragariae
Lineage: Eukaryota; Fungi; Ascomycota; Leotiomycetes; Helotiales; Sclerotiniaceae
Exons: 2
Coding region: 1-267 (88 amino acids)
Source: RefSeq, a predicted model, not a curated record